AUGAAGAAGCUCAAGUUCUGGUCAAAAAAGAAGAAGAAAAAGAGAGCUCCUCUCCUUGAGCGACCACCAUCACCGCCACCACCAAUCCUCCCAUGCUAUUACCACUGCCCUUAUAAUUACCCAGUUCAGCCGUCUGCACCGCCCUUGCCACCUUGGUUCGAGUACGUGCAGCCAUAUGAUGACUCAAUUUACACAACAGAGCAAGUUUCAGGUUCAACAUCAGACAAUUCAAAUCAACCUAAUGGUAGUACUAUUUCUCAGCACAUCGAUAAUGUUGGUGAAAUCAAUCAACCAAAACAAACACUGUCAGAUCAUAGUUUGCCUCAACAGUAUAUGGUUCAGAAUCAAGUGUAUGGCGUACCUGUAAGAACAGAGAGAGCUGGUGGAGCUUUUGGAUGUGUGAUCAAUUUUGGAGCUCAUUUGUUCCGUUGCUUCUUUCCUUGCUUCCAUAUUCGAGAACUGAAGUAA
Molecule: messenger RNA, 468 nt
Organism: Solanum tuberosum (potato)
Lineage: Eukaryota; Viridiplantae; Streptophyta; Magnoliopsida; Solanales; Solanaceae
Exons: 1
Coding region: 1-468 (155 amino acids)
Source: RefSeq, a predicted model, not a curated record